Messenger RNA from Panicum hallii, 1399 nucleotides. RefSeq names its product protein FLX-like 1. The transcript is spliced from 5 exons. Lineage: Eukaryota; Viridiplantae; Streptophyta; Magnoliopsida; Poales; Poaceae. The record is from RefSeq and is a predicted model, not a curated record. Bases 71 to 1141 code for a protein of 356 amino acids.
UUUUUGGGGAAAACAGUGUACCCUCACCACCCCAUCGGUAGGGUUCUCUCCGGGCUUCCGGCGACUCGCCAUGGCCGGCCGCCACCGCAACCCACUUCCCCACUCCUACCCCCGCGGCGGUGGCGCUGGCAACCACCCGCAUCCUCCUCCGCUCCGCCACCCGCACCACCCCCACCUCCCGCCCCACCACCACAUCGACGACUACCGCGAGCCGCAGCGCCUGCCCCCGCGCCACCACCCCGACGACUUCCGCGACCCGCCCCGCCUGCCGCCCGGUCACCCCGACAGCUUCCUCGAGCAGCAGCAGCCGCCUCAUCUCCGCCAUUUUGCGGGCUACGGCCACGGCGGCGGCCCCCUCCCCCUGCCGCCCCAGCCGCACAUGCUGGCGGCGCUGGAGGAGCGGCUCGGCGCUGAGAUCGACGAGGCGCACGCGCUGCUCGCGCAGAACCAGCGGCUGGCCGCGACGCACGUGGCGCUCGUGCAGGAGGUCGCCGCCGCGCGGCACGAGCUCGGCCACACCGCGCGCGCUCUGGCCUCCGCUCAGGAGGAGGGCGACCUACGUCUUCGCGAGGUCUAUGAGAGAUCAAUGAAGAUGGAAGCAGAGCUUCGGGCAGUACAUGAAAUGAGAGCAGAGCUUGCACAAGAUCGUCUGUACAUUCAAAACCUGGGUGCAGCAAGGCAGGAACUCAUGGGCCAGGUCCAGGGGUUAACACAGGAUUUGGCUCGUUCAGCAGAAGACUUGCAGAAGGUGUCUGCACUAAAAGCUGAGAUCCAGGAGAUCAAACACGAAACACAGCAUUUGAGAUCUGGUAUUGAGCUUGAGAAGAAAGGAUAUGCCGAGAGUUAUGAGCAGGGACAAGAGAUGCAGAAGAAUUUAAUUUCAGUGGCUUCUGAAGUGGAGAAACUCCGAGCUGAGGUUGCUAACGCGGAGAACAGAUCACGGGCCGUUAUGUCUGCAGGAAAUCAAGGUUAUGUUGGAAGCUAUGGGAAUCCCAAGGGCAAUUUUGCCCCAAAUCCUUAUAACACUGGUUACAGCAUGAAUCAAGCAAAUGCUGCUGAUUCUGCCUCCCAGUAUGGACCUGGCGCAACACAUGCUUCAUGGGGUGCCUAUGACAUGCAAAGGGCAUCUGGGCGGAGAUAAAUACCAAUUUGCUUGCCCAUUCACUAAAGUGUACACACAUAACUUUGGCCGUGACUUCCAUGUGAAUGUUGUGGUAGAUAGAGCACAGCUUUGACAAAUGGCACACAGAUUUACUUCCAGCUUAUCUUCCUAUCGGCCUGUAUAAGUGAAUAUAUAUACUUUCUGCCGAUGAAGUCAAUGUGGUGAUUGUUUGUGUAUGAAUCGAGAUAUUGACUCGAGCGCGAAUGGUUAUCAGUGGGGUACGAGCGAUGUGAUGUU